AUGAAGUUGAGUACGCUUACGGUGCUUACCACUGUGGCAUCAGUGCAAGCCGCGAUGGUGGAUUGGAACCUUGACGGGGUUUUGAAACCUGGUGAUUUGUUCAUAAUGAACCUCCCCCCUAUCAUCAACCAACCCAAUGGAUCACACGUUGCCCUUGGUGAAUAUGCCGACUGCUACACGCAUGAUCAUCAGCUCGAUUGUGUAGCUACAGACAAGGUUGAAUCGGGUAAGGCUCGAUCAGGAUCCGUUGAAUUGCAAACUUCUGACGAACAGAUACAAGCACGCAACUUGGUGAGACGUGGAAUUACCAUCACCAUCAAUAACAUUUAUGGUAACGUUAAUGGUCCAGUUGUGAACGGCAAUGUUGUUGGCAAUGGUAAUUUGAACGGUAAUGGCAAUGUUGGUGACAACAACGGCAACGACAACGCUAAUGAAAACAAGGGCAAUAAUGUUCUCAACGAUGGUACUAUGGGUGAUGUUGUGUACGAUGAGAAUGGGAAUGUUUGUGAAGUAUGCAAGAAAACCACCACGUCUUGUGAUGUCACCGAAACGACCCCUGCUACUCCCACACCAGAGACGACAACGACACUUUCAAUCAAGCCGACUACCUCGGUGAGUGAGCCCCCCAAGCCAAGCACGAAGCAAACAACGGAGCCCACUACUGAGCCCACUACUGAGCCCACCACUGAGCCCACCACUGAGCCCACCACUGAGCCCACCACUGAGCCCACCACUGAGUCCUCGACCGAACCUUGUACCGAGCCCACUGGUAACGAAUCUACCGUUGAACCUUCAACUAAGCUGUCAACAGAGGUUUCCACCGAACCCACUACUGAAAUCUCCGCUCAAAGUUCGACAGAAUCUACAAAUGAAGCUACAACUGAGUCUAUCCCUGAGGCAACUACGAAGACCACCACAGAGGAAUGUACCAUUGACACCACUACUGAGCCUGCUACUGAAACCGAGUCUACACCUGCACCCAGCACGGAACCUAGCUCGGAAUCCAUUGCCAACCUGUCCUUUACUUCAGAGUCUUCUACUGAGGCUAGCACUGAGACCACUGAAUCGACAGUUGAGGAACCGACGACGGAAUCUUCAUCCACUCAGCCCACUAUCACCGUGCCAUCAACUGAGCCCAUCACUGAUGCUUCCUCCACGGUGGUAACCACUGAGCCGUCCACUGAGUCUUCUGCUGAGCCAACUAGUGAACCCUCGACCGAGGAACCAUCCACGAAACAGUCUGUUACGAAGUCAUCCCAAAAGCCUUCCUCAGAAAUUACAUCGGCGCCAACUACUGAAGAGUCCACCACCGAGGAAUCUACAAUUGAGUCCACUACCGAGAAAUCUACAAAUGAGUCCACUACCGAGAAAUCUACAAAUGAGUCCACUACCGAGGAAUCUACAAUUGAGUCCACUACUGAAAAAUCUACAAUUGAUUCUACUACUGAAUCAAUUGUAGAGUCCACCACAGAGCUGAAGAUUGAGUCGGAUUCCACCGCUAAGUUGACAAGUGAGUCCCUGACUGAGCCCUUGACAGAGUCGUCCACCAUUAUUACCACAACUACUGUAUCCUGCGAUAGCUUGUUUUCGGUUGAACUGCUGCCUUGCUCAAGUGUUGAAUCCUCGACUGACUUAUCGCUGACGCUGGAAAUUUCCACGCUGACAAACUCAUGUUACACUGUGGUGACUGUUAAAGAAUGCUAUCUGGUGUCGUCCUCCUGUGUCGAGUCUGUCGUUACGCUGGUGUACUCUCACUGUAUCAAUACGGCUCUGACAGAGUCAAAGUCCACCUCUGAGACUACUGAUGUAUUUUCUAGUGAGCCCUCUGUUCCACAAUCAGUCUCCUCAUCAUCGCGUACUGAACUUACGCUGGCCGCUUCUACUACCGCCACUACCCCGGCUGUUACCACCACCGUUGAAUUGAGUUCUGAUUGCUCUACCGAGACUUCUUAUCAUGAGCCUGCAGGUUCGUCCUCUGAGGUUACCCCGAAUGAGUUGACGUCUUCGAGACCUGCUGAAUAUACCAACAUUCUGUCAACUACUGGAGUUGUGCCCUCCCCUGAGAACACGGUGGAAACUGUCUCUGAACCUGUCACCACCACGGACAAAUCCGCUAGUAGUGAAGAGCCCACUACCUAUGAGCUGACUACUACUGAAGUCACUGGUGAACCUACUACCGAUAAGCCUGAAGUUCCCACUAGUCAACUGACUGAGCCGGGCAUUGAGUCUACUUCUCCGGUUGAAGUUGAAACUAAACCUACGCUGACUUUGCUGAUUGCGUCUACAAAUGUACAAACAGAGGAAGGCGAACCCUCUAAGUCCGAACUGGUUGUUGAGCCCUCAGCCACUGCUUUGACGACAACUGCUCCCGAAUACCCCGACGCAACUACGGUCAUUUCCACUACGCCCACCAAAAACCUGGUGUCCGAUGUUGUGCCGACUAAUGUUGAGCUGGUGCCAGAAGUUACCACCAUGGUUCUGUACUCCUCGUCUAGCUCGGUUGUUGUUUGUCUUACUUGUUCACCUCAGACCCCCGAGCCCCCCAUCAUUUCAGUGCAAGAAGGCUCUGGGUCGAGAUUGGUUGGUUCGUUCCCCGUGUUACUCUUGGCAGUGAUAGGGUUAUUGUAG
This is a messenger RNA of Diutina rugosa, 2628 nucleotides long. RefSeq lists its product as uncharacterized. Lineage: Eukaryota; Fungi; Ascomycota; Pichiomycetes; Serinales; Debaryomycetaceae. The record is from RefSeq and is a predicted model, not a curated record. The coding region runs from base 1 to 2628 and encodes 875 amino acids. The transcript has a single exon.